Cercopithifilaria johnstoni is the source of this 510-nucleotide messenger RNA. The record is from the annotation of a GenBank genome assembly. Lineage: Eukaryota; Metazoa; Nematoda; Chromadorea; Rhabditida; Onchocercidae.
AUGAAUUCAUAUCAGAAAGCUGAGAAACCUUUGAAUGAAUUGGGAAAAUUAUCAUCCGAUGGGAAUAUUUACAACAAUAAGCCAUCUACUUCUUUCACGUCUAUUCGUGACACACAACAAUCAAAUGAUUUACCAUCAUCAAUCAAUCAAAUAUUCGAUAAUGUGACGAUGGAAAAUGAAAAGAUGUCAAGAAUGAAAUUAAGCUCAGAGAAAUCGAUGGACAUUUUAUCUACGGUUAAUGAUAAUUCACCAAAUGUUAAAUUAACAACUAACAGUCUGUUAUCAAAUGAUACGAAUCGAGUUAAUCAAUAUGCUGAUAUAUCAACGUGUAAGACGCAACCAGUGAUUGGAACAAAUCCAUUGCCAAAUUUUAGUAAUAAAUUUGUAAAAUUACAACUUAAAACAAAAUUUGAAUGUCAUGAUUAUGAUGAACAAAUUACAUGUAAAAAAAUUGAAUUGAAAAAAUAUGUCGAAUUUGAUACUUCAUCAUUUUGGAAUAAAAAUAAUUGA